Molecule: messenger RNA, 1734 nt
Organism: Colletotrichum phormii
Lineage: Eukaryota; Fungi; Ascomycota; Sordariomycetes; Glomerellales; Glomerellaceae
Exons: 3
Coding region: 133-1461 (442 amino acids)
Source: RefSeq, a predicted model, not a curated record
CUUAUCUCCCGCAUCUUCCUCUGGAGCCCUCGUCUCUUCUUAUCCCUCCCUUCUCCCCCCUUUUUCUCGCACUUCUCCUCUACUUCGUAUCAUUCUGUGAUCACAUAGGAAACAGCUCGUUACAGAUACAACAUGGGGAGAUUCAUUCAACUCGGAGCUCUUGCUUUCUUGUACCUGGGCGUGGAGUCCAAGGCGCUGAGAUGGCAGGACGAUACCCCAAGCUGGUCUCCACCCAGGCAGACCAUUGCUGCGAUGAACAUGGAGGAGCUCGGCUUCAGUCCAAAGCCCACUGCGGCGCCUGAGCCCGGCAAUGUCGAACUGAAGCUGGCCAAGCGUGUAAGAGGCGAUGAUACCUGUGGUUACAUCUCUGGAGAGGCUACCAACUCCAUCUACUGCGGAGUUGGAUCCUGUGUCAUCAACAGCUUCUACUCCGUUGUUGGUUGCUGUAGCUCCUCCUCGGUCACGGACUGCACUACGAUCGCUACGAGCUGUCUCCCAUCAAGGUCGGCAAGUCGCGUCAGCAGUGGUGACACUCGUAUGCAACUCUGCACUUCCUCAGAUAGACCCGAGUGUGUCACUUACAUCUACUCGGGCUCGUUGUUCAACCGUUAUACCCUUUAUGCAUGCGCCGCCACUGAGGAGGUGAUUGUCGUGUACGCAAACCCUACAGAUUCUUCCGUCACCCAGGAGUCGACGACAGCGCCGGCAACAACCUCAGUUCGCAACAUCGCGUCAACCACUGCUUCGUCGGCAGCUACUACUAGCACGUCCGGCGUUAGUAGUGGUGGCGGCGGCGGUUCGUCCACUCCCAUUGGCGCUAUCGUGGGCGGCGUCGUGGGAGGCGUAGCAGCCAUCGCCCUCAUCGUCUUCGGCAUCAUCUUCCUCCUUCGCAAGAAGAAGAAGGACAACAACAGUGUCAACAACAACAACAACAACCAGGCCGCUCACCAGUCUUACGUCGGACCCCCGCCGCCUGACCAGGGACAGCCUCAGAUGUACCAGCAGCCCGCCCCGCCGACGCAGCAGCCGUCGCCCCAAGGAUACCCUCCCCAACAACAGCAAGGACACUACCCGCAAGGCUUCACUCCCGUGGACAACAAUAACAGACAGAGCAUGCUGAAGCAGCAGUACGACGUCAGCACGGGAUCCUACGACCAGAGCAACAACGGCGUUAGCCCGCCCGCCAGCCCGCCGCCCAUGAGCCCGUCGCCCACGUACCAGUCUGGCGUGCCGCAGUACGUGCCGUCUCAGAACAGCGCCAGCCCGACGCAGGGGGCGUAUCCUCCUCAGCAGCUGCCGCAGCAGCAGCAGCAGCAAGGGGGCUACUACAACGCACCGCCUCCCACUCAAGGACAGCCGCCGGCGCCGGUUCAACAGCAACAGCAGCAUCACCAGCAGCCGGGCUUCGCGUCUGAGCUGCCUGCUCACAGGGGCGACAACGAGCUGCGCGAGUUGGCUUGAGCGGCUGUCGACAUGGACACGGGCGGGCCAAGGUGGAAAAGCGCGGUUGAUGGGUUUGGUUGUUUAUGACGGAUUUAAUUCAAGUAUGAUUGCGGGGUGCUUGGAGGUAUGCGAAGCUCACACACACACACACUGUUGUGGAUACGGAGUUAGCAGUGGUGUGGGACAGGUUUAUGAAGGGGCAACUAUCGUUAUGUGUAUAUGUAAUACCCAAAGUCUUUUAUAUGGCCUCAUCGGGCUUUUAAACCCUCUCUAAUGCAAUUGAGACAUAAC